CAUCAGUUCAUCAAUUCAAGCUUAUAACUCUCCACAUACAUUUUGUGAUCAGACAACUAAUCAAUCGAAAGAUGGAAGGAAAAACAUUGAUUCUAAUUGUGCUCGUAAUGACUCUGUUCAUGGCACAAAUUCAAGUUGACGCAAAGAGCUGCUGUCCCUCCAAAAUUGCUAGAUUAGCCUAUAAUUAUUGCCGCCUUGAAGGAGGUAAUAGAAAAAGUUGUGCUAGCCUCAGUCGCUGCAAAAUCGUUAAUGGGGAAUGUCCUAAUGGAUAUACUAAGGACAUUCUUGAGAACACAGGUGAUGUUGUGAAUGAAUACUGCAAUGUUGGGUGUGUAUCUUCUAUCUGCGGUGCUUUAACCACUCUCCAUAACUCCGAUUCAAGUGAAAUUGUGAAUGGAGCUGUUGAAAAAUGUGUCAUGGCAUGUUCUACAAUCUGCACCAAGGGCUCAAUAAAUGCAGUUGAAACUGCCUAAA
Messenger RNA from Camelina sativa (false flax), 474 nucleotides. RefSeq names its product putative thionin-2.4. The record is from RefSeq and is a predicted model, not a curated record. Lineage: Eukaryota; Viridiplantae; Streptophyta; Magnoliopsida; Brassicales; Brassicaceae. Gene Ontology annotation, biological process: defense response.